UGAAAUUUAAAUCCAGGAUAUUAUAAGAAGAUGACAAAUCAGCCCAUCCAUUCAACCUCAGUAGUGGUCCUCUUCCAUCAAUGCAAUGAUAACCCCAUUCUUAUCCUGCACUCAUUUUCUUCUCUUACUCUUAUCCUGUGCACCAUUCUACCUUUCUCUGAGCUCAAAAAAGAAACAACUCCAUUGACGCUGCAGUUUUGGUGUUGUGUUUUCCAAAUUCAAACAUGUCAGUUUCGUGUUCUCCAGUGGUAUGGAGCAGAGAAGAAGAGAAAUCUUUUGAAAAUGCCAUUGCAAUGCACUGGAUAGAGGACUCCAAGGAUCAAUGGGAUAAGAUUUCCUUGAUGGUUCCGAGCAAAAACACUGAAGAGUUGAAACACCACUAUCAACUUCUUGUGGAAGAUGUAAAUGCAAUCGAAGCUGGACAUGUUCCAUUACCCAAUUAUAUUGGAGAGGAAACAUCCUCAUCAAUCAAGGAUCAUCAUCAAGGUAUGCGUCAUGGUACAUAUUCCAUCGGAGAAUCCCAUUGUGGGUUUUCAGGAUUAGGACACGAUUCCACCAGCACGGGUGUAGCUUGUAAAGCAGGAUCCAGGGCGGACCAAGAGCGCCGAAAAGGGAUCCCAUGGACAGAAGAAGAGCAUAGGUUAUUUUUGCUUGGCCUGGACAAGUUUGGGAAAGGGGAUUGGAGAAGCAUCUCAAGAAACUUUGUCGUUUCCAGAACCCCGACACAAGUUGCAAGCCAUGCCCAAAAGUACUUCAUUCGACUCAAUUCCAUGAACAGGGACAGAAGGAGAUCGAGUAUCCACGACAUUACUACUGUGAAUGGUGACGCGGCAUCCCAUCUGGCACCGGUUACAGGACAACAGACGAACCCCAUUCCGCUUAAUGUAGCGGCACUUUCUCCUGCAAUGAAGCAUAGGAACCAACCAAACAUGCAUGGUUUAGGCAUGUAUGGAGUCGGGCAUCCAAUUGGUGCCGCUCCUGGUCACAUUGAAUCUGCAGUUGGCACUCCGGUCAUGAUUACUCCAGGACAUCAUCAUCCCCCUUAUGUUGUUCCAAUGGCGUACCACAUGCCACCACCGCCACCCUCCAUGCACCAAUAACAAGUACCUACAUCAAUGCCCAUUAUUGGAAGCUGAACCUUUGAACCCUGCUUUUGAAGUCCGAUUGCGUAGUGGCCUCCACUGAUAAUGGCUUGUUGAAGUUGCUUCCUACACUGACAUUAGAUCGUGUUACCAGCACAAUUGUAAUAACAUUGUUACAACUCUGUACAUAAUAAUAGAUCAAAAAUUGACAGAACACUAUUCUUGGAACAUAAUAAUGCAGGGAUAAGUUUCAAUUUUCUGUUUUCGAAUUUGUAUGUCAGAAGCAGCAAAUAAGAAUGACAAUCUUUUUUUAUUA
Messenger RNA from Olea europaea var. sylvestris, 1398 nucleotides. Its product is annotated as transcription factor MYBS1-like. Gene Ontology annotation, molecular function: DNA binding. Bases 225 to 1100 code for a protein of 291 amino acids. NCBI's taxonomy places the organism in Eukaryota, Viridiplantae, Streptophyta, Magnoliopsida, Lamiales, Oleaceae. The record is from RefSeq and is a predicted model, not a curated record. The transcript is spliced from 2 exons.